AUGGACCUCCAAAACCAAUUGAUAUGCGACUGGAGACAGUUUUUUUCCAAUCAGCCACCAGUGGGGUUUGAUACCAGUGCAAACCAUCAUCGUCUCUUCAGUGAGUUGAGAGGCAGCCCUGUCAGGCUGGAAGGCAAUUCAGAUCCAUACCGCAGCAUAUGGAAGGACGCUGAGCAGGAAAGAGUCAAGAGAUGUAACAAUCGCUCAUUUGCCAUUGACGCUAGAAUUAGACUGGAUAAUUUGAAGUCAGGUUGUAAUUCACCCUUGCCUUGUGGUGACACGGAUAUGAUGUUGUACAACUAUAACGUUCAAAAAGACAUCUGGGACAGGGAAGAGUCAGGGGAGGAAGAGUCAGAGGAGGAAGAGUCUGAGGAGGAAGAGUCUGAGGAGGAAGAGUCUGAGGAGGAAGAGUCUGCUUUGGACUCGGUGGAGCUCCUUGAUGUAGAGGACGAUGAGCAGGAUGAAGAGAGCUGUAUUCCUCACAGGUUAUACGAGUCUCCAAAGAAGCAGGUGUUUGUGGAGAGAAGUGAGUCCGCUUUCCGAUGGUGUCGACACGUCCUGGAUAACCCGAGUCCUGAGAUGGAGGCGGCAUGUCGCUCACUGAAAAAUAGGCUGGACCAAAGAUCAAGCAGUCAUUUCUACAGAAGUCCUGCAGUUUUCCAUCAUAAUGUGAGCUCUACAGAAACAUCUGUGAGGACAACUCACACUAUCUCUGAUGGUUCAGAUAAUGAGCUGAGGAUCUCCCAUGACGCCAUAACAACAAGCUACAGACUGCAGGACAUCACAGAUGUCCACAUUAUAGCUCGUAUACAGGAAGCCAGUUUAAGACAGGACUAUGUGUCGACGCCUGCCAGGAGAAGUUCUGAGUCCUCACCUGGUCUAUCGGCAAUGAGCUCUUUCCCUUGCCGGUCACCAACAUCAGGAGCUGAGCAGGGCUGCCAAAGUCCAAAACUGGCCAGACUUCACCAGCAAGUCACCCAGUUCAAGCUGCUGAAACUCGCUCAGAAUCAAGCAACAUCACCAGGCAGGACCAGGUCUCCUCGGGGGACCAGCCUCCGCUCCCUCCAGGCUGUUAGAAACAGCCGAAGUCUAGACACUGAAGACGGCCAAUCUGCUGACCAAAUCCCUUACCCACCAUCAGUGCCCGUGAACCCCAACAGCUCGUUGCACUCAGUGAGAGACUCCGCAGACAGGAUGACGGCCGUGAAGAGAUUGGUGAGGUCUCAGUCUCUCAGCCCCUGCAGGAUCCCUCACCCUGCUAAGGGGUACCUGUCUGUUCACGGACGUGUUUUUGCCUCACCUGACAGGUCCACCAGCAAAGCUUGGGGCAGAAAUGUUACUCCCACUCGAAGGUGA
This is a messenger RNA of Anoplopoma fimbria (sablefish), 1356 nucleotides long. Its product is annotated as SLAIN motif-containing protein-like. Gene Ontology annotation, cellular component: microtubule plus-end. Gene Ontology annotation, biological process: positive regulation of microtubule polymerization; microtubule nucleation; cytoplasmic microtubule organization. Lineage: Eukaryota; Metazoa; Chordata; Actinopteri; Perciformes; Anoplopomatidae. The record is from RefSeq and is a predicted model, not a curated record.